UUAAAAUCUAGGUACUCCUCUUCACAGCCACACACUGAUAGAAAGCAGGAGUGGGCUUCAGACAGUAUGAAGAGGGGGUGAAGGCAGUGGAGUAAGAAGCUUGGGGGAAAUAAGAGGUCCUACCUGCGUGUUCACCUACUUCUGGCUGCUGCACCCCCUUCAACUAGCUGAGGCUCUCAUAAAAAGACAUAUUUUAAGGGCUGACUCUCCUGGAAAGAAGAGAUUUAAAAACUUUUGCUUUCUUUCUGUUUGCGAUAUCCAUACUCAGAAGAAGAAAAAAAAAAGGAUUACAGUUCAUACGCCUGUCCACUUGUUGCAAUCUCUCUGAAGAUUGUCUUUUCACUGGGUUACUUUGGAGACUUCUGGAUACAUCCUUCUUAAAUAGCAGGUCUGAACUCCAAAAAGGAUGGCAUAUGGACAAAAGAUCCUGAGGUUGGCAUUAACCCAGGGUUUAUUCAGCCUGGCACCGAGCCUGUUGCUCUUCUCCCUCCUCCCUAACAUUGUAACCGCAGAUGAGUAUGACUACUACAGCUGGCAGUCAGAUAACUUCCACAACGGCCGCUUCUACACGAAGCAGCCACAGUGUGUGGACAUACCAGCUGACCUGCGCCUUUGUCACAAUGUGGGGUACAAGAAGAUGAGGUUGCCCAACCUCCUGGAUCACGAAACCAUGCCAGAAGUCAAGCAGCAGGCAGGCAGCUGGGUGCCCCUCCUGGCCAAAAGGUGCCAUGCUGACACCCAGGUCUUUCUGUGCUCGUUGUUUGCGCCCGUAUGUCUAGACAGGCCCAUCUACCCAUGCCGCUCAUUGUGCGAGGCUGUCAGGGACAGCUGCGCUCCAGUGAUGGAGACCUACGGCUUCCCCUGGCCAGAGAUGCUGUCCUGCGACAAAUUCCCCAUUGAUAACGACCUGUGCAUCCCCAUGCAGUUUGCCGGGAACCACGCCACGCAACCUCCAGUGUCGAAGGUGUGCCCUCCAUGUGACAACGAGCUGAAAACAGACAACAUCAUGGAGCAUUACUGUGCAAGUGACUUUGUCCUGAAGAUGAAAAUCAAGGAGGUGAAAAAGGAAAAAGGUGACCGAAAACUAAUUGCAGCACAGAAGAAGAAGAAGGUUUUGAAGCAGGGUGUGCUGAGGAAGAAGGACCUGAAGAAGCUGACCUUGUACAUAAAGAAUGGAGCAAACUGCCCAUGCUCACAGCUGGAGAACCUGGGCUCCAACUUCCUCAUCAUGGGCCGCAAAGUAGACCAGCAGCUGCUGCUCAUGUCCAUUCACAAGUGGGACAAGAAGAGCAAGGAGCUCAAGUUCGCCAUCAAGUACAUGAAAUCCCAUCAGUGCCCUUCUUACCACACUGUCUUCCAGUGACACUGCUCAAAGAAUGUUCUGCAGAAUUUCCAGUUUCACUCGUAUCUCACCCUGUUUAACAAUAAAUUGAAUCAUGCUUCAAUAACUUAAGUCCUGUAUAGUGCUAACUGCAUAUGAAGAGUCGGUUACGGUCCUCAAACAUAAACCCCAUCAAAAAAGAUAAAUCAGAUUGCUAAGGGCUUCAUUCUCACUGAUUUAGCUGCAGCUCUCUCAGUGAGGAAGCUAUUUCAUUUUCAGCUUAGCAACACAAAUUGUUCAAAACCAAAUCAAGAUGAGAAGUGAAAUUUUCAGCGGUGGCAUGAUUGUUGAAAUGUUGAAUGAAAUUUCAGGGGAAGUAAGGAUUUAUUUGUGUGUAAAACAAAACGGACCAGACAAAAAUGCUCUUGUACAUGUUGGUUGUGAAACCCUCAACUACACACAGCUCCUUCAAAGCAGAGCAAAAAUAGAUGAUCCACUUAACUCCAUCUUAUAAUCAUGUACAAAAGUAGAUUAUCAUGAAUAAUAGAGAAUUAGAAAACUGUUUUGUAUUUUUUCUUCUUUUCUUAUCUGUGAUUGGAAAGACAGUCGAUGGAACAAGGAAGGCAUGUGGACUGGACAAUCCUUCUACCGACUUAACAGCACCAUUAUGGUGGUUUAAAACAUGGAAACAUGGUUGUUUUUUCUUUUUUACUUCUGAAAUUUUUGAAGAAGGAAAGUAAGUUCCUACAAACAACUGGGGAGUACAACAGAAAUGAACAGAGACUGAGAGACUCAUAAAGGAAAAAACAUUGGAUCUUCCAUACAGAUGCUUCUGAUACUAUUUUUUUAAUAUUCAGCAUUAUAAUAUUUCAACUUUUGUACUUAAAAAUAAAAAAAUCACAUCACUUUUACUGUUAUUGUAUCAAAGAAUAAAUCAUAAUGCAAACAUAGCACCUACGUAUACUUGCUGUAGUAAUGAUUUAAUUUCACCAAUAAUGUCUAAGCUAUUUUUCUGUAAGUAGUUAUUUUACUGAAAUAGAUAUUGGUUUUUGAAAAAGGUAAAUGAAUACAAUCUAUUUGAAUUUUUUAUAAAUAAUAUGACCCCUGUGAGAGAUUUGUUUUACAUUAUUGUUUACCCCAAAGUGUACUCUUGAUGCCUGAAGAGAAAAGUAUCACAAUCUUACAUCUAAAAUAUGUUUUUCCUUCAAUUCCACUAGGUGCAAAAUAUUAUUUUGUUUUAAUUGUGGCAAGCGGAGUAGUCUCAGCAGUAUCAUAUUAAAGCAUCUUACACAAUAUUGAGUUUUGUAGUUAUAAUAUGCACUUUUUUUAUUAGACAAGCUAGGUUUUCUUGCCAGGCAGAUUAAGAUUAAGACACAGGACCUCAUUAAUACUCUUUAUCAGCAGAGGGAGGCACAAAGUACUGUACUCAAAACUUUCCUUGUAGAUUGCUGACUUUGGACUUCUUAAAACACGAUGGGCAAACACCAGCAAAUGACAUGGCACCCUAAGUCAUCUCUGACUUUGGCAGCUUUACAUUAUUAUUACUUUACUUUACAUUAUCCGUAUGGUUGGAUGCAGCACUCUGUCUUUAGCCAAGACGUUUUGUGGCUUACUCUCCUUGUAUAGAGUGCGAGUGUCUGUUUUCUGGACAAUUGUCAAAUCAGCAGUCUUUCACAUGAUCAUAGGGCAAUACAAAACAGUAACAUUACAUUUCUGUAUUUAUGUAAUUAUUUUUGUUGGUAAUCUGCAGUAUUCUAACUUUUGGCAACCCUAGCUUUUGGACUUUUUCUUUUUUAGCUGUGAGUCAUUGUCAUCAAAAUGAACAGAAAUAAAUGCUUUAAAUAUAUCUCCCCUGUGUAAUAAAGGUAUACAUCACAUGA
Molecule: messenger RNA, 3201 nt
Organism: Xiphophorus couchianus (Monterrey platyfish)
Lineage: Eukaryota; Metazoa; Chordata; Actinopteri; Cyprinodontiformes; Poeciliidae
Gene: sfrp5
Product: secreted frizzled-related protein 5
Exons: 3
Coding region: 407-1363 (318 amino acids)
Biological process (GO): non-canonical Wnt signaling pathway; canonical Wnt signaling pathway
Molecular function (GO): Wnt-protein binding
Source: RefSeq, a predicted model, not a curated record